Messenger RNA from Rotaria socialis, 333 nucleotides. Lineage: Eukaryota; Metazoa; Rotifera; Eurotatoria; Philodinida; Philodinidae. The record is from the annotation of a GenBank genome assembly.
AUGGACGACUCUAGAUUUCUUUAUAAGCCGUUAGCAGAUGAAGACUUUGCAUUAUUCAACAAGCAUCAAAAAUCUAUUGAUAGAGAAGUUCGAAAAACAUUUCCAUCGAUUCCAGCCAAUUUUGAACUGAAACCAGUGCUCGUUCGUAAUCUAGAAGCCUGUGGCACGAUCCAUAAUUUCAAGAUCGCUCUACCGAACAAUGAAUUUGCCAAAAUUUCUUUUCUCACAGGCGGGUUUAUUAUGAGACCACCUGGUGAAACAGGACCUUAUCAGCCACCAGAACCAAAUAUCUCCGUUGACGAAACAUUAACAUCAACAGCUGAUGCUGAUUAA